Cercospora beticola is the source of this 2001-nucleotide messenger RNA. It is a transcript of the gene MTM1, whose product is annotated as Mtm1p. Gene Ontology annotation, cellular component: mitochondrion. Gene Ontology annotation, biological process: mitochondrial transmembrane transport. The record is from RefSeq and is a predicted model, not a curated record. Lineage: Eukaryota; Fungi; Ascomycota; Dothideomycetes; Mycosphaerellales; Mycosphaerellaceae.
CAUUGUCCGCCAUCGAUCACCGCCAUCGCCCUGACGACAUUCUUGUGUCGCGGGACUGCAGCCGGGGACAAAGGGGUUUGGGAGGAGAGAUAAACAUUGGGUGAAGGACAUCUUCUCUUUGGAGAAGUAGUGGUGGCGACAAUUUUCCAGCGCCGCGCAUUGCGACGCGAUUGAGCGACAACAGCACACGCGAGUACCGACGAACACGAGCACACACGAACACGAUGGCGGCGAGGACACACACACAAGGCCAACGGCACGACCGAAUAGGCGAUGAUGCGACACCACAGCGGACACCGCCCUCACCGGCGCUGCGUACGGCAGAUCCAGAAAGCUCCCUGUCGCAAAAGCUGAUGUCUGCAGUCGUCGGCUCUGUAAUGACCUCCUUAGUUGUCACACCGCUCGAUGUGGUCCGCGUACGACUGCAAGCACAGAAAAGUCCGUCUCCCACCGCGAAACUUCCCUCCUUCCUGCAGCUUCCUCCCAACCUCGGCGUGACGGCGUGUUGUCGGGAGGUGUUCUGGGUGCAAAAUCAAUCACAAUUCUGCGUUGCGGCACCGUCCCAAGCCGCCGUCGUAGAACCAGUGAUCUCUGACUGUGCUGCAGCAGAGACUCAAAAGAGGACGAUUAAUUCCACAUUCGAUGGACUCCGAAAGAUUGCGAGGAAUGAGGGUAUCUCCACAUUAUGGCGAGGACUGAGUCCGACACUCGCCAUGGCGAUCCCUGCCAAUGUCAUAUACUUCGCAGGAUACGAUUGGUUACGAUGGAAUCCGAAUAGUCCGAUGAAGAGCAGAGUGAGCGAGGACAUGGCGCCGCUGGUGGAUGGAGCGAUUGCCCGUGUACUUGCGGCAGGCGUGGUCAGUCCAAUCGAAAUGUUGCGGACACGAAUGCAGGCAGUACAGUCAGAGGGAACAGGCGGAAGAGGCGUGAUGCGGGCAACAAUUGGCGGACUCUCCGAUAUGGUGCGGGACCAAGGAGUGCAUACCCUCUGGCGAGGCAUCACUUUGACCUUCUGGAGAGAUGUGCCCUUUUCAGCAUUUUACUGGUGGGGCUAUGAAUGGGGCCGAAAGAAGCUGGAUGAGAGCCGGGCAAUCAACACUCCACUGACCGGACCAUCAUCGAACGCCCAGCUAUCGAGCACUCAACUCCUCUACGAUUCAUUCUUGGCUGGAGCUGGAUCUGGUGCGAUUGCAGCAUUCGUCACGACGCCAUUCGAUGUCGGCAAGACACGGCAGCAGACUGUCAUGGACUCGAGCAUGUCUGCUGAGAAGCGUGCAUCCUUACCAGAAGGCAAAGCGAUGCCCAAAUUUCUCUACCAUAUCUACCGCACCGAAGGCUGGUCUGGACUCUUCAAGGGCUGGGCCGCUCGAACCAUGAAGGUUGCACCUGCUUGUGCUAUCAUGAUCUCCAGCUAUGAGGUUGGGAAGAAGUUGGCCGUGGCAGCGAAUAGAAAGAAAGAAGAAGAGCGCGAAGCGAAGCAUGGAUUGAUCAAUCCAGAAUAAAACGGAGGUGAGGGGCGACUUUUUGAAGGCAUUUUGCAGCGUUCUGAGCGUUUCAUUGCAUGGCAUACAUCAAAACGGGAGUGGGGGAGCAAAGUCUCAUCUCUCGAGGGACUACUUUGCGAAAAGUGUAACAACAGUAAUCACAGUCAAGGCAGAGCAAAGCAAGGCAAAGCGCUGCUCAGAUCAACAUUUCAUUUCAUUUCAUCUCAAUACUACGGAAUGAGUAUGUUUCCUCUGUCCCCAGUUCGACCAUUCUACCUUCGUCCUUGUCUAUGACCGAGGGGCAUGUGCACGAAUACGAGGAUGGCAUUGCCCACUAAUGCAGCUGUACCAAACUUCUUGUUGCGCCAGAAACUGGUGAGGAAGAAGGCAAGGCUUGAACCUGGAACUUGGGUCGAGACAUGCUUCUCGAGUGCAGCAUUCCCAGAUUUCAUUCUCUCGUGCUCGAACGUUUCCAGGUUUCUGUGAAGACGUGGUUGAGAGACAACAAGUUCAGGAA